AUGCGAAGCAUAUUAUUGAUCCUGUUAUUAUCUCUCGUCCAAUCACGUUCGUACACGUUAUCUCCAAACAUACAACUUCCCGGCGAGUCACUAGCCCUCUCCGUCACCGAUUUCGGCGCUACCGGGGAUGGUAUCCACUACGACUCCACCGCGAUACAGUCCGCCAUUGACGCCUGCAAUCGUCACUACACAACAUCCUCCUCCAUCUGCCGCGUCACGUUCCCACCCGGCACUUAUUUGACCGCCAAGCUCCAUCUCCGAUCUGGCGUCCUCCUCGAUGUGACGGAGAACGCCGUGCUUCUCGGAGGUCCGAGGAUUGAAGACUACCCGGCGGAGACUUCGUCGGAGUGGUACGUGGUGGUGGCGAACAACGCGACGGACGUCGGAAUCACUGGCGGAGGAGCAAUCGACGGCCAGGGAUCGAAAUUCGUGGUGAGAUUCGACGAGCAGAAGAACGUGAUGGUGAGCUGGAAUCAGACUGGGGCUUGCUUGGGUGAUGAGUGUAGACCUAGGCUUGUUGGAUUCGUCGAUUCAAGGAACGUUGAGAUCUGGAACAUCACUCUACGAGAGCCUGCGUAUUGGUGUUUGCACAUAGUGAGGUGCGAGAACACAUCAGUCCACGACGUAUCGAUUCUAGGGGACUUCAACACUCCAAAUAACGACGGAAUCGACAUUGAAGAUUCGAACAACACUGCCAUAACUCGGUGCCACAUCGACACAGGAGACGACGCAAUUUGUCCCAAGACAUACACUGGUCCGCUUUACAACUUAACCGCUACAAACUGUUGGAUUCGCACCAAAUCCUCAGCGAUUAAACUCGGUAGCGCGAGCUGGUUCGACUUCAAAGGUCUCGUCUUUGAUAACAUUACUAUCAGUGAGUCUCACAGAGGCCUUGGGAUGCAAAUACGCGACGGAGGAAAUGUGAGUGACGUUACGUUUUCGAAUAUGAACAUAAGUACAAGAUACUACGAUCCGUCGUGGUGGGGAAGAGCUGAACCAAUCUACAUAACAACUUGCCCGCGUGACUCAUCUGCAAAGGAAGGCUCAAUCUCAAAUCUCCGAUUCGUAAACAUUACAAUCAAUUCCGAAAACGGAGUGUUUUUGUCAGGCUCUCGAAACGGAUUACUCUCAGACAUAAGUUUCAAGAACAUGAACCUUACGAUCAGAAGAUGGAGUAAUUACAGUGGAGGGCUUGUGGAUUAUAGACCUGGAUGUCAAGGUCUAGUGAACCAUAGCGCCACGGCUGGGAUCAUCAUGGAACAUGUGGACGGGUUUAGCAUCGAGAAUGUUAACCUGAAAUGGUCAGACGAUGAUGAUCUGAGUUCUGCUUGGAACGUUCCUCUCGAAUUUAGACCUUCCACUGUGAAUAACGUUUCGUUUGUUGGUUUCAAUUCUGGUCUCUUACACGAAAUUGUCUGA
This is a messenger RNA of Microthlaspi erraticum, 1419 nucleotides long. Lineage: Eukaryota; Viridiplantae; Streptophyta; Magnoliopsida; Brassicales; Brassicaceae. The record is from the annotation of a GenBank genome assembly.